Rosa chinensis is the source of this 555-nucleotide messenger RNA. RefSeq lists its product as uncharacterized. The record is from RefSeq and is a predicted model, not a curated record. The coding region runs from base 1 to 555 and encodes 184 amino acids. NCBI's taxonomy places the organism in Eukaryota, Viridiplantae, Streptophyta, Magnoliopsida, Rosales, Rosaceae. The transcript has a single exon.
AUGGACCUUUGCAUAACUGAGGAUGAACCUGUAAAGCUUACUAGUGAAAGUUUAGAUGAAGAGAAGAAAUAUUUUAAGGAGUGGCAUAAGGCUAAUAAGAUGGCAAAGAAUGUUAUUAGGACCACCAUGUCAGACACAGUUAGAGGCAGUAUAGAAGAACUUGAUCUAGCCAUGGAUUUUUUAUAUGCCAUUCAUGAUAUGUAUCGGGAAAGUGAUAAGGCUGAGGCAGCUAGGCUGGCAAAGGAAUUUAACAACCUUAAGUACACUGGAACAGGAAAAGUGAGAGAGCAUAUCAUGAAGCUUAUUGAGAUUAACACUCAGCUAAGGGACCUCAACAUGGGGGUCACUGAUGAUUAUGUAGUGCACACUGCACUGCAUUCCUUGCCUAAUAGUUUUAGCCAACUAAGGACCAGCUACAAUGCUCAGAAGGAAAAAUGGAGCCUCAAGAAGCUGAUUGCCAUUUGUGUAGAUGAGGAGGACAUGAUUAGGAAGGAAAGAGAGCCGAACACCUCAGUGAACCUUGUUGAGAAGCCUAAGAAGAAAUACCAGAAAUAG